Molecule: messenger RNA, 690 nt
Organism: Eremothecium sinecaudum
Lineage: Eukaryota; Fungi; Ascomycota; Saccharomycetes; Saccharomycetales; Saccharomycetaceae
Gene: PEX11
Product: Pex11p
Exons: 1
Coding region: 1-690 (229 amino acids)
Biological process (GO): peroxisome fission; regulation of peroxisome size
Cellular component (GO): peroxisomal membrane
Source: RefSeq, a predicted model, not a curated record
AUGGUCUGUGACAAUAUUGUAUAUCAUCCUAGCCUCACCAGGCUCAUUCAGUUCUUAGAUACUACAGCAGGUAGAGAGAAGGCCUUCCGUUUGAUUCAGUACUUAUGUCGCUUCUUAGGAUUCCAGUAUAAGUCGCUAUUGGCAAAGCAGUUGCAGGUGCAGUUUACCACUACAAGAAAACUACUGAGGUUUUUGAAGCCACUAAACCUUUUGAGGACUGCUGCAAAGCUUUACGAUAACAAAAUAGGCCCCGAUGAUGUGCUUCGUUGGGCUAAUGUUAUUAAAAACCUGUUCAGUGCAGCCUACUUGACCCUGGACCAGGUUAACUUGUUGCGCAUGCUCAAGUUAAUUCCAGUAACGCCUUUUACGGGCAAAACCCUCCCUCGCUGGACCAACUGGAUGUGGUUUGGAGCACUUGUGAGCGGAAUCCUCGGUAGUUUAAGAACAAUUGAAGUAUCUCAAAAGCGCAUUGUCUCGCUUCUACGCGAAGGCGAUGAGAAAGAUGCGAAAUUACUGGAAGCUACCUACCAAGAACGCUUUAAGGCCGCUAGAAGACUUGUUUGGGAUGGUCUCGACAUGUACAUUGUUUUGAACAACUUGCAGUACCUCAAUUCUCAAGAAGGCUCCAUUGGCCUCGCGGGUGUUGCAACUUCAUUAUUCGGCCUUCAGGACCUAUGGAAAGCGACCUAA